CUGUUUGUAGUGGUGUGGACAAGUUUCUUCGCCAAUCACAGUUACUGGAUCACAAGUGCUGACGUUCCACCGGAUAAUAGCAGCCUCGGUUUAAUCAUUGCCUCCGUGGUGAAUUUCACCACUUCAAUGGUAUUCUCCACAUCCCUGGGCCUCGGACUCGCUGCGCUCUACUCGGCUUACGGUGGGGAUGUUGCGGAAGCUUACGGUAGUGCUGCCUGUACGUCCUACGCUUGA
This is a messenger RNA of Dibothriocephalus latus, 234 nucleotides long. Lineage: Eukaryota; Metazoa; Platyhelminthes; Cestoda; Diphyllobothriidea; Diphyllobothriidae. The record is from the annotation of a GenBank genome assembly.